AUGAGGCGGUGGCUUGCCACAUUUCUACAAACUAUUAUGGCCCUGAGCAGUACGUUUAUGCUGUGGCAAGCUCUAUGUUUGAUAACCAACUCCUCCUGCCCGAUAAUCGUGGUCAUUUCGGAAUCCAUGGCUCCAGCCUUCCAUCGAGGAGAUGUCCUUUUGCUGUACAAUCGACAAGAAGAUAUUCGUGUAGAAGAUGUGCCGGUCGUCUGGUUCUCUGGUCAUCCGCUGCCGAUGGUUCACCGCGCAGUCCAGGUCCACUGGGCACUGAUCAAUCACAAACCAACGCAGUUGUUGUUGACCAAGGGUGACAACAAUGAGGUGGUCGAUGUUCCACUUUAUCCUCCUGGUCGGCAUACUGUCACAAGAAGCGAAGUUAUUGGUCUUGUGCGCGGUUAUGUACCUUGGCUCGGAUGGAUCGCCAUUGCACCUAGAGACUUCCCUUGGUUGUCAACCUUGAUCAUACUGGUUGGAGAUGAACCUAAUACGUGA
Molecule: messenger RNA, 492 nt
Organism: Aureobasidium namibiae CBS 147.97
Lineage: Eukaryota; Fungi; Ascomycota; Dothideomycetes; Dothideales; Saccotheciaceae
Product: putative signal peptidase I
Exons: 3
Coding region: 1-492 (163 amino acids)
Cellular component (GO): signal peptidase complex; membrane
Molecular function (GO): serine-type endopeptidase activity
Source: RefSeq, a predicted model, not a curated record